Messenger RNA from Anguilla rostrata (American eel), 6144 nucleotides. Its product is annotated as muscleblind-like protein 1. NCBI's taxonomy places the organism in Eukaryota, Metazoa, Chordata, Actinopteri, Anguilliformes, Anguillidae. The transcript has 12 exons. Gene Ontology annotation, biological process: regulation of RNA splicing. Gene Ontology annotation, molecular function: metal ion binding; RNA binding. The record is from RefSeq and is a predicted model, not a curated record. Gene Ontology annotation, cellular component: nucleus. Bases 1193 to 2401 code for a protein of 402 amino acids.
AAAAUAGAAACUUGGGUCCCCCUGAUUCACACUCUGUCACCCAAUCAUAUUAAAGUCUCAUCUUCUCCUCAAUCUGAUUGGAGAAGCGACAUGCUAUCUCAUGUAGUCCUGUGUGAGGGGGACUUCCUCUUAUCAUAGCGUGAAACAACCAGCCGGUACAAAAUACAGGAAGGUGAAGAAAAAGAGGCAUAAGAAGGUGUUACCCUUUUCAACAGUGAAAACGCAUGCAAAGAGAGAAGGGGAACCAGCUUGUUGCUAUAGAAACCCCAGCAGCGGUCGUGCGGCGGGCUAAUUUGGUGCUCUCUGAGACCUGCUGGGCUGUGUGGUCAGUAGGAGUCCUCCAGACAGGCCCUCAGCACAGAGGCAGUGCAGAGAGAAAAAAGUGAACGUAACUGACCUCCCAAAAUGCAUUGCAGCACAGCUUCAUCCAGUGAAGGGAAUCGCCUAGUACCUGCUCAGAGGCUUCCUGGUGCACAGUAGAGACAAACAGGUUGGUACUAAAAGAAGUGCCUUUCCUGACGUCUGCUGCUGCUUGGAUCCGCUUCUAGAACAGUCUCUGCUUCUUGCCUUGCUUGCUGCCAACGCGACUGCGAGGACGGCCUUCUCUGCUCACCUGAACCCACAUCACCUCCACAUCCGCCUUCGCCCCCCACCCCCACCAGCCGGACCCCCCCUCUCUGCAGCUUCAGCAGUCACAGCACUCAGAGUCUCUGUCUACCCCCCCCCCUCCCGAAACCUAGCACAGCCACACAGAGGCUUUUUCCCCUCUUUUUUGGGUGGUUGAUUGUUGAUUGUCGUUGUGUACAGACGCGUGUCUGCCUCCUUGUGCCACAGCUGUCCAUAAUGAGUUGUGCCGGCGGUCCUGUGCGACGCUUCAGUUGAGGGGAGGUAGGCCCGCUCGGCUCUCCGCGGGCGUGGGCGUAGACGCACGUAUCAGCCCGCCAGGACCGCUCUGGAGAUGGGCAACUGAUCGCAGGCGAGUCCCAGGCCCUCCCCCCAGCCUCUCUGACGCCGUCCUCACCCUUAACUCCGCCCGACCGCACGUCGCGUCCGGACAGCGCCCCCACUUUUUGUAUCGGUAUAUUAGCAGUAUUUUUUCCCACAGUGCCGUUUCUAAGGUUCACUUUUUGGAAAGGAAAGACGAGCGGACGCCGCAGACUCACCUGGAUUUCUUUCGCUCUUGAUCGUUGCCAUGGCAGUGAACGUCACGCCCAUUCGGGACACCAAGUGGCUGACUCUGGAAGUUUGCCGGGAGUUCCAGAGGGGCACCUGCUCCAGGCCGGACAGUGAAUGUAAAUUUGCACACCCCGCUAAGAGUUGUCAGGUGGAGAACGGGAGGGUCAUCGCCUGCUUCGACUCCCUAAAAGGCCGCUGUUCCAGAGAGAACUGUAAGUACCUACACCCUCCUCCGCACUUGAAGACUCAGUUGGAGAUAAAUGGAAGGAAUAACCUGAUCCAGCAGAAGAACAUGGCCAUGCUGGCACAGCAGAUGCAGCUGGCCAACGCCAUGAUGCCUGGGACACAACUGCAACCAGUGCUGUGGGGAAGAGAGGCACUGCAGCCCAUGUUCUCCGUCGCCCCGAGCCUCGCCACCAACGCCACCGCUGCCGCAGCGUUUAACCCUUACCUGGGCCCGGUGUCGCCCGGCCUGAUGCAGGCCGAAAUCCUCCCCAGCGCGCCCAUGCUCAUGACUGGCAACCCCAACGUCCCUGUGCCCUCCGCUGCUGCCGCCGCUGCACAGAAGCUGAUGAGGACAGACCGGCUGGAGGUGUGUAGGGAGUACCAGCGGGGCAACUGCACCCGGGGUGAAAAUGAUUGUCGAUUCGCUCACCCUGCCGACAGCACUAUGAUUGACACCAAUGACAAUACGGUGACGGUGUGCAUGGACUACAUCAAGGGCCGCUGCUCUCGGGAGAAGUGCAAGUACUUCCACCCCCCGGCCCACCUUCAGGCCAAGAUCAAGGCCGCCCAGCACCAAGUCAACCAAGCUGCUGCAGCAGCUGCCAUGACUCAGUCGGCUGUCAAAUCACUGAAGCGACCCCUCGAGGCAACCUUUGACCUGGGAAUCCCAGCCGGAGUUCUGCCUCCGUUACCAAAGAGACCCGCGCUUGAAAAAACCAAUGGUGCCACAGCCAUGUUCAAUGCUGGCAUGUUCCAGUACCAACAAGCCCUUGCCAACAUGCAGUUUCCACAGCAAGCAGCCUUUAUUCCGUCAGGCUCAAUAUUGUGCAUGACACCUGCAACAAGUGUUGUUCCCAUGAUGCACGGUGCUACACCAGCCACUGUGUCUGCAGCAACCACAUCUGCCACAAGUGUUCCCUUCGCAACUGCCACAGCCAAUCAGAUUCCGAUAAUAUCUGCAGAUCAUCUGACUAGUCAUAAAUAUGUGACACAGAUGUAGGAGUUCCACCCAGAACAAUCACGUGGGAGUGUGCAGGUGUACUGUUCACAGGAAAAGAUCACCCUUCAUGUAUAUAACAUCGAGAACAAUAGGAUAGACAGAGAAACACGCCACCUCUCAGCUGGAGGGUCACACACACCAUGCAUGCGAACGCUGAGGACCGCAGGCCCGAGGAUGUAACAAAAAAAAAACACGCAUACCGCACACGCCUCCUCUGCGUCCUCUCCGUCUCCGACCCGCUCUCCAGCUGAGACCGGCCGUGGCGUUGCCAUUACCGGCAGCCCUCCCGGCUGCGCUGAGUAGCCGAGCGACCGCACUCAGUUCUCACGCCUGUUCGUGCUCAAUCAGAAAAGGUAGAUAGUGGUGAUGUCACGCCUAACGUACCGGUACAUCUGUAGACCAAGAAAUAGUUCUUUUUUUGUUUGUUUUUUUGUGUCUUUUUUUUUUUUUUUUUUUUUUUUUGGAAUUUGUUUUGCUGUUAUGUUUGUUUCAAAUUGAUAUAUUUCUUUCAUUGUUUACAAAAAUAAAAGUGCACCUUGUACUUAGAUAUAUAUAUAUAUAUAUAUAUAUAUAUAUAUAUAUAUAUAUAAAAACAGAAAUGCCAUAUUAGAUGAAAUCGAUUGAGCAUGCACAGUGUUCUGUUCGUAAGGGUUCUGUUUUUCAAAGCCAGCUCGAUUGUAGGGGGAAAAGAGAGGUGAAGAGACAGAUGAAUGUCCUGGGUAUAAAAACACAACUGUGUACCUUUUAAAGCACAUCAAAGCUUUAACCACCUUGUGUAGACUCCGCAUCAAGUGCCAUAGACUCUACACCCAACUCUAGUGUUAUCCCACAAGUGUUAUUGUUUACCCAAGCACCACACACACACACACACACACACACACACAUAUGUAUAUAUAUAUAUGUAUAUAUAUAUAUAUAUAUAUCCUUUUCUUUCCUUAUUAUGCCAUGUCCUUUGUUAUCAGUGCCAUUUUUGUGAUUGUCUCAAGUGGCCAGGAUUGGCCAUCUCUGUGCCUGGGGCGUAGCAUCCCUAGCCUCAUGUAGGAGAUACCCAGAGGCACUGCACAUUGCUUUUUAUCCAUAAUGAAAUAAGACAGAGCAUAGUUUUCUCUUCUUGGCUGUCCUGUUUUUUUUUUCUUCUUUUUUUUUCUGGUGCUCUGUUGUUUUCUAGUUUUUGUUUUUCCCUUGAUGGAAGAUGCGGAGCUGGCCAAAGCUUGGCUCUGAUAGGAUUUCAGGGACCCCCUGGGUCAGAAGUCCACAAACCCUAAAGGUGUUGAAAGAUUAGCUCAGGAUGCUGGAAUGUUUUGUCACAGUCUCAACUGCAGAGAGAAGGAGACUCUAAACAUGGGGACGAAUGAAGCACUGUCAAAAGAUGCAUGUUAAACCAAAUGAAUGAGCAGAAAGAGAUGUUUAAAACAGAUACAGGGUGGGAUAUGUAUUUGGGUGUAUUUUUAUGUUUUUUGGUGUUAUUGUAGUAUUGUGAUUCCUUUUUAGAUUAAGUGCAUAUGGUCUGUGACAGCCUUUAAGAGAAACGUAACAUCCACAACAGAAUAUAUAUUAUUAUGUUGUGAGCACUACUUUUGUCACUGGGUUAAGCCAAAGUUUUCUCCUUUUGUGUUAGUGUUGUUUAGAAGACUUCUGCCUAGCAAACGUACAGUAAGCGUUGCCAAGGCAGGACCAAAUUCCAGAAAGUUGAACAGAAAGGUGGAAGACAGAGAGGUUGUGCUCUUGAACCUGCCUAACAUCUCAGUGCAUUGUGGGUUUUUAAAUUGUGGCCGUGACAUGGGCGCUAGUGCAGGAAUAGGUUGUUGAUUUACUGAUUGUAUUGUAUAUCUAUUAAAGCCUUAGAUUGCAUCACAGGUUUGAUGUCAUUCAAAUGUAAUUUUCAAUCAUUAAAUAACCGAAGACAUUUUAUUGUAGGUCUUAUGUAUACAAUUUAUGCUUAAUUACAUUUAAUUUGUUUCUGUGUUUUUCCCAUUGCAUAUAUAUAUAUGAAUAUAUAUGUCUGUCUCUUACAUUCUGGACAUAAGGAUGUUUUCAUUUUAUAUGACUUAAAGGUUGGAUACUGUUUUAAUAUUUAGUUAGUGGAUUUUUGUCUUACUAGACUUUACUGAUAACCUGUGUAGAAUAUUAAAUAUUAGAGAUCAUUUUGUGUUCUUCAUACCAUACUCAUAGUUUUGAAUUUAGUGUCAAUUUAAGUGUUAGUAUUAUUAUUGUAAACAUAUUGAUUUUUAUUUUUAAGUGAAAUGUAAUAAUGUCGGUCAUUUUUCCUUGUCUGUUUAAAUUCUUUGAACAAAGACCUUUUAUAUGGAUAUCUUAAAAUGAGGACAUCAUUGCUAAGGAAGAUGUUGAGUUGUUGCUGUGGCAACAACACUGGCUGAGAAUUGAGUAAUAUUUUAAUGAUUUAUGGUUUGUAUCUAGUCACAAUUAUAAGAAAAAAAUAUUAAUUAAAAAAAUCUAGUUCUUAGAUGGUAGAGUAAAAGUUAUUUUCUACUGUAUCCAUUUCAAAUGGUAAAGUAUUGUUUUAAUAUUUUUAAAUUCCCUGGAUGUCAGGCCUUGUUUUACAAAAAAGCUGCAGAAUAGAUUGUGGGGCUUUAUAAGAGAUAAAGGAUAUGGGGCAAUUGUGGGGCCCCCAAUCAGUGAUUAUGCUGCAGAUGAGCGAGUCAGAACUUGACGGACUAAGGUUGACUUUUUGCACUUCUGUAUAUAGUCAAAAAGAGAGAAAACAUGUAUAAUAUUGAGAUCUUAUUUUGAAUAUAAAAAAAUGUCUAUAAUUAAGAGGAAUUUUGUUAGGUUAAUUAAAAAUAAACAAAAGACAGGCUGAACAAAAUUGCUUGCAAAAGUGGCACGGAGUUCUCACUCUCGCUCCUUUCGGGGAAAAAGGCAAAAGGUUGCUCUGCUUUUUGUCAGCAGCUUGUAGUUUGCCAGGAAGCCUUCAGGGGGAUGUCACUCUUCCCCCAGAGAUGUGACCUGUCUGGCGGAGUCCGGUGCCCUCACCUGCCUUAUCACAGGUGUGACGGGACCGUGCCCGAGCAGGUCCGACCAUACAACAACUUCUGUUCCUUAGUUUGUCGAGGAGGAUUGCAUGUUCAAGGAAAUAACAUUAAAGCAAAGACACACGAUAAUUAUUUAGGUAAAUAAAUAUGUUAUACAGCAAAGUGUAUUUAAGGUAUACAGUAUAAUAUCAACAUAAUGGAUAAAGAUAAAUAAUUACAAAAACAGAGUGGUUCGCUGAAAAGAAUACAAGGAAGCACUCAGUUUCACUACAAGUAAUAACAGACUGGCACACACGUACAUGCAGACAGUACACAUACACGUAUUCACACACAACACACAUCAUAGCUUUAGUGGUCACAUCGCUAUUUUUAUUUGUUAUUUGCACUUUUAGCAGAUGAAACCGAUGCCAUUGAUGAAUGCGUUGGAUGUGUGAAGAUACCAUUUAGGCUAUCUUAGUUUUGGGGUAGCUGAGUUGAUUCUAAAGAACCUGACAGGACCGGCUCUGUCUCUCGCUGGUUUAUUCUGACAGUCUUACAGCUCCGCGUCGAUCUCUCUUCAUCUGCUCAAAGUGCACACACUUGGGGUUUAAUGCCGUGUAAUCUUUUUCUGCUUGUAGUUGCUUAAAAACAAUGUAUUCUGUCCUUUGCUGCAGUUUGUUUUCUGCUAAUUUUAUGCUAUGUUUGAUUUUUGCUGUUAUGAAUAAAAAACAAAAUAUAAAGAAAAUAAAAGUGGAUUUGCUCUAAGAAAAA